This is a messenger RNA of Aspergillus nidulans FGSC A4, 361 nucleotides long. RefSeq names its product protein transporter TIM10. The transcript is spliced from 3 exons. Gene Ontology annotation, molecular function: unfolded protein holdase activity. Gene Ontology annotation, cellular component: mitochondrial intermembrane space chaperone complex; TIM22 mitochondrial import inner membrane insertion complex; mitochondrion. The record is from RefSeq and is a predicted model, not a curated record. Lineage: Eukaryota; Fungi; Ascomycota; Eurotiomycetes; Eurotiales; Aspergillaceae. Gene Ontology annotation, biological process: protein insertion into mitochondrial inner membrane; beta barrel protein insertion into mitochondrial outer membrane; TOM-TIM22-mediated mitochondrial inner membrane protein insertion. Bases 47 to 328 code for a protein of 93 amino acids.
UUUACAUACCCUUCUCCCCAAAGACCCGUCCCAACUCACAUUCACCAUGUCUUUCCUAUUUGGCGGCGCUCCCAAAAUGAGCUCGGAGCAGAAGAUUGCUGCCGCAGAGACCGAAGUCGAAAUGAUCACAGACAUGUUCAACCGAUUAUCGGAAUCCUGCUCGAAGAAGUGCAUCCCCAACGACUACCGCGAGGGCGAUCUGAACAAGGGCGAGUCCGUCUGCCUUGACCGCUGUGUCGGCAAGUUCUUCGAGGUCAACAUCAAGGUCAGCGAAAAGAUGCAGGGUGUUGCUGGUCAGCAGCAGGGUGGUGCGGGACUAAGCCUGUGAAGCGUAUGGAUUGCCUUUACGUGUGCUGAUAUA